AUGAUUGAUUCGGCAUCGAGCAGCAACAGACAGCAAACGCUGCAGCUACCUCCCGACACCGUCAGAUGUAUAACUACAGACAGAAGUGGGAUAUCCAAUCUGCAUUGGGCGGCUUGGACAGGAGACGCGAAGAGAGUAGCAGAAAUCCUGCAAAUCCAUCCCAACUUUGGAUCUUCAAAGGAUUUCUUAGGGAGAACUGUGUUGCAUUAUGCGGUGCAAGAAAACCGAAAGUCUGUUGUGGAAACAGUCGUCGGACAAUCUGGUGUUGAAGUCGAUCUCACUGGUCAUUUUGGUCGAACGCCAUUACACUGGGCCGCAGAGAAAGGAUUACCGCGCAUCAUGUUGUUGUUACUCAAAAGUGGUGCUGCUGUUGAUGCUCAAGACUUAUUCAGGCAGACUGCCUUAUCUCGAGCUGCGUGGCGAGGAUGGCAGGAAUGUGUGUCACUGCUGCUUGGACAGGAAGCCAGGUCUGAUAUUCCAGAUCUUCAUGGACAAAUGCCUCUAUACCUAGCAGCUGCUAAUGGGAGGAUUCAAGUGGUCAGCCAACUAUCUAAGAGGCAAGGCCUCACCGCAACCGACGAUCUUAAAACGUGUCUUUACCUGGCAGCUAAGUGUGGCCAUAGAGGCGCGGCAUGUAUAUUAAUGAAGGAGUUGGUUUUUACCAACGCCAAUGGAAAUAAUGAUUUCAAAACAUUGGAGCAAAUCGAUGGAUGGCAAAAUGACUUUACUGAUAUCGGUCGUGACGUUGACUUGUUGGUCUGGGCAGCUCUGAACGGAAUUGAGAGCAUGUCCAACCGGUUCAUUGGGAAUGGCGUGAAGAUUCAAUCGUAUUCUUUAAUCUGUAAUAUGACUGCGAUGCAAGCCGCAGCAGGUAGUGGUCAUAUCGAGAUUGUGGACCUACUUCUCAGAAAAGGAGCUCAAGUCAACGCUGCAGCUACUAGCAUAAACGACCGCACAGCUCUCCAGGCCGCAGCAGGUGGUGGCCAUUUCGACAUUGUGGAAAUGCUCAAUGCGGCAAUUGCAUAG
Molecule: messenger RNA, 1026 nt
Organism: Penicillium soppii
Lineage: Eukaryota; Fungi; Ascomycota; Eurotiomycetes; Eurotiales; Aspergillaceae
Product: ankyrin repeat domain-containing protein
Exons: 1
Coding region: 1-1026 (341 amino acids)
Biological process (GO): neuronal action potential; negative regulation of delayed rectifier potassium channel activity
Cellular component (GO): membrane; axon initial segment; synapse
Molecular function (GO): transmembrane transporter binding
Source: RefSeq, a predicted model, not a curated record